Messenger RNA from Saccoglossus kowalevskii, 717 nucleotides. Its product is annotated as alpha-2,8-sialyltransferase 8B-like. Gene Ontology annotation, molecular function: alpha-N-acetylneuraminate alpha-2,8-sialyltransferase activity. The record is from RefSeq and is a predicted model, not a curated record. Lineage: Eukaryota; Metazoa; Hemichordata; Enteropneusta; Harrimaniidae. Gene Ontology annotation, biological process: oligosaccharide metabolic process; N-glycan processing.
AUGGAACUGGAUCAAAGAAAAUGGAAAACGCUGAAUAUUUUGACAUACCAUCUACCACGGCAGCAGAAUUGUGCAGUCGUUGGCAACAGUGGAAUUCUACGUAACAGCUCGUGUGGCGAAGACAUUGACUCCAACGAUUUUGUUUUCCGCUGUAAUAUUCCAGAUGUUAACAAUUAUGUCAAAGACGUUGGAACCAAAACAAACGUAAAUAUUGUAUUCCAGACUACCAUGCUUGAGCUAUACAAACUGUCGUUAAAACAAUCCACUAACGAUGAGUUGUUGGAGCGGUUACGUUUUAUUAAUGACUCAAUAUUAUGGUAUCCAGAAAAUUUUCAGAGUAAGACUGUAACUAACGUCACAGCAAAGGUUGCUCUGAGUUACCUGAACACUGAAUUCAAUCUGUCAUUCCGGUUUGCUAUCACAGCCGUUCCUCUAUUCACUCACACUCUGAAACGGUUACUCAAGGUGGCACGUCCCACAACGGGAAUGAGAGCUAUCAUUGCAGCACUAAGUCUUUGUGGACAUGUGAAUGUUUAUGGAUUUUACCCAUAUGCUUUUGAUCAGAACGGCAACAACGUAUCAUAUCAUUACUACGGACCAAGUAGGAAAGUGAACGACCUCAAUACGCCACACAAUUUUUCAACAGAAUUUCAAACAUUGCAAGCUUUGCACGAGAAGAACAUUUUAAGAUUAGUCACAGAUAAAUGCAAUAAAUGA